Athene cunicularia (burrowing owl) is the source of this 5335-nucleotide messenger RNA. It is a transcript of the gene ETV6, whose product is annotated as ETS variant 6. The coding region runs from base 1 to 1428 and encodes 475 amino acids. Gene Ontology annotation, biological process: regulation of transcription by RNA polymerase II; cell differentiation. Gene Ontology annotation, molecular function: sequence-specific DNA binding; DNA-binding transcription factor activity, RNA polymerase II-specific. The record is from RefSeq and is a predicted model, not a curated record. Gene Ontology annotation, cellular component: nucleus. NCBI's taxonomy places the organism in Eukaryota, Metazoa, Chordata, Aves, Strigiformes, Strigidae. The transcript is spliced from 8 exons.
AUGAGCAGCUGCAGUGUGCUUCGAUUAUCUGAGCCGUGGAUCACAGCAGGAAAUGCUGGGAAGCGGCUGGUCUCGCCCCGAAUCGCUGGUGGUGAUGCACCAGUGCAGGAAAGAAUUUCGUACACACCUCCAGUGAGCCCGGUACCAAAUUACACUUCCUCGUCACCACUACAUGUCCCAGUGCCUCGAGCGAUCAGGAUGGAGGAAGACACCAUCAGACUGCCAGCACACCUGCGUUUGCAGCCCAUUUACUGGAGCAGGGAUGAUGUGACACAGUGGCUCAGGUGGGCGGAGAAGGAGUUUUCCUUGAGGCCGAUUGAGAGCAACACUUUUGAGAUGAACGGCAAGGCUCUGCUGCUCCUGACCAAAGAGGACUUUCGAUACAGGUCUCCUCAUUCAGGUGAUGUUUUGUAUGAACUCCUUCAGCAUAUCCUGAAGCAAAGGAAAGCUCGUAUGCUCUUCACACCUUUCUUCCACCCUGGGAAUUCUAUCCAUGCUCAGCCAGAGGUCAUAUUACACCAGAAUCAUGAUGAAGAUAGCUUUGUCCAGAGACCUUCAAGACCAUCCACAGAAACAGUCCACCACAACCCCCCAACCAUUGAACUGUUGCAUCGUUCUAGAUCACCCAUCACCAACAACCACCGUCCAUCACCAGAUCCCGAUCAGCGGCCACUGAAGUCUCCUUUGGACAACACUAUGCGUCGCCUCUCCCCAGCUGACAGGGUGCUGGGGACAAGGCAUCAGCAAGAGAACAACCACCAGGAGCCCUACCCUCUCUCAGUGUCCCCGAUAGAAAACAACCACUGCCCGCCUCCUUCGGAGGUGCUCCAGAAGCCCUCCAGCCCUCGCCAGGAGAACACCAGGGUCAUCCAGCUGAUGCCCAGCCCUAUCAUGCAUCCUUUGAUACUGAACCCCAGGCACUCCGAUUUCAAACCACCAAGGUUGUCUGAGGAUGGGCUGCACAGGGAGGUAAAGCCAAUCAACCUGUCCCACCGAGAAGAGUUAGCUUAUAUGAACCACAUCAUGGUGUCUGUAUCCCCUCCUGAGGACCACGCAAUGCCAAUCGGAAGAAUAGCAGAUUGUAGGUUGCUUUGGGAUUAUGUUUAUCAGCUGCUUUCUGACAGCCGGUACGAAAAUUUCAUCCGAUGGGAAGAUAAAGAAUCCAAAAUAUUUCGGAUAGUGGAUCCCAACGGGCUGGCCCGGCUGUGGGGAAACCACAAGAACAGAACAAAUAUGACUUACGAGAAAAUGUCCAGAGCCCUACGCCACUACUACAAACUAAAUAUUAUCCGGAAGGAGCCAGGACAAAGGCUUUUGUUCAGGUUCAUGAAGACCCCAGACGAGAUUAUGAGUGGCCGAACAGACCGCCUCGAGCACCUUGAAUCCCAGGAACUGGAUGAACAAAUAUACCAAGAAGACGAGUGCUGAAGGGAACUGGUGCAACUGCCUCUGUGGGUCCGUGGGAGGAACAUCUUGCCCGGAUGGCUGGCACAGUUUGGGAGGGGAAGCAACAACACAGAAGCAGUACUUGGGGUCGCCGCUUAGCUUGAAGACCACGCAGGACCUGAAGCACCUUAACAAAACAAACUAACAGGCAGAAGUGGUGCUGGCAGAAAAGUAAAGGGGAGAAAGCCUGGACUUAUGCACUACUUCACUGUUCCUACAAAGUCUCCCUUGAGUUCUUUCUUUCUUUUCGGUUUGUUUCAGUUUUGGGGGUUUUUUUGGUUGGUUUUUUUUUUUUUUCCCUAAUAAACAUGCAGUUUGACUUUCCUUAUCUCACAUAGGACAAGACGUCAGAUUAUGCUCUUUUUUUUUUUUUUUGGAAGGCUUUCCUAUGGAAAUAGAGCACUCUUAUUUUCUGUGCAAGUCUCAUGACAUAACACCGCAUAAAACAAUAGCAUCACAGAAGGGAUUUGCUCAAGGGUUCCAGUUUGCUCCAAUCAAUUUACAUGUGCUGCCACUGGGAAACAUGUUGAAGCUACCAAAAGAAUUCACCACACAUACCUGUCAAACGAAGAGGAGUCACCCUUCACGCGUAGGCUGGGCUAUCAUCCCAGCAGAGCUUGGGCUCACCAUGAGUCUUGCGAGUGGCUGUUAACUGCUGGAAUAUGGACCAAAACCAAUCACCUAAGUGCUCCAGGGAGGAGAAAAAUAAAUGUGACAAACCUCUGCAGUAGACUGAUGUUGACAUUUUCCCUCCCUCUAGCAAAGAAGUGAUAGAAUGGAGCUGGGGGGGAGGGAUGACAGGGACAAAUACAUAUAUAUGUGUAUAUAGAGAAACAUUUCCUAUAUAUAUGUAUAUAUAUGUAACCCCCACAAUAUAUCCACAAUGCAGAAUUUCAGCUCAAAGAGUCUAUAAAAAAGUGAAGGCUGAAGCAUCUGUAAUUACAAAGGGGAGGGGUGUUUCUUAUACCUGAUAGCAAUUUUGGGGUGAAAGGUGAAGGACUGUUCCUCACAUCAUAGGGAGAAAGCAAAGGGACCCAUCACAUGGUUUGUAUUACUCAGAAACCUCUCCAGGAUCAUUUUGAGCUGCUGGAGAGGUAGAUGAUUCACCAAUCUGAAAAACUGAUGGUAGAGAACUAGAGACCAAAUAGCUAUGCUUGUAACUUGUAAUUGAUUUUGGCUUUGUUUUGGGAUUUGGGGUUUUUUUAUGCCUCCCACGACCCUCCUCCACCCCACAGCUCUGCCAUCAAGGGAGCUUGUCUCAGCUUGCCCAUUCUGAACAUCAUUUAAAAGACAAGAAAAAAAAGAAACCCUACAGCCAUGUGGCUUUCUUGGGUUUUGGUUUCAUUCUGGUUGCGAGGCACCCCAUUUUUUACCCACCCUGAUUUGGUUUGCUGCACUGAGGGUGCUUUGCAUGAGCUGAAGAGCUGUACCUAGUUUGGUCGCGGGAAGCUCAGCAGUCCUUGAUGCCCAAUACAAGAGAAACUACUGCCCUUUUUCAUUUCACACUGCUUGGGCCACCAUGCUGGGAAAGUCUGUGGUGUGUGGGCAUCCAGCGAUCCAUCACCAGUGGUCCUUUAAUGGAAGGAAGAUCUAGCAGCAGAAAUGAUGCUUGCAGAGGGAGAAGAUGCAUAGAGAAGCCAUGCAGGAAUCACAUGUGUCUGGAAGAAAGUACAUCCACACCAGUUCAUUAAAACAGAAAGUUUCUUUUAUGGGAACACACGUACUAGAAAUGGAAAAAAUCAAUGGGCUAAUCUAAUCUGUUUCAACCAAAAAAACAAGAUACAUUGCCACAAUAGAGCUUUUAUCAUCUAUUAAGCCAACACAACAUUUGAUCUUACCACAUAUUUACAAGAGGGUUAAUCUAUCUGGGAAAAAAUGGCACUUGGCAAUGAGUAGUGUCCCCUGUGUUUAAACAGAGAUAGUCCAGUCUCACAAAAGACUUAAUAUUGAGCCACGGGUCGCAGAAGGAACAGCUUUGUUAAGGGUGUAGAUAGGCAUCAUAUAAAGAGGACAGAUAUUUUCAGAGCCGGUAUCUGAUGAGGAAUGACAGGGCAUACAUCUCUCCCUAAGCUUUUCCCAGUCACAUUUUUUUUAUUAAAUCAUAGUCAAUAUGUUACAAGUCCCAGCACACCACAUACUUUCCUUUUUCCUCCUCAAAAGGCAAGAGGUAUCAGAAAGAUAAGCAGACAACCUGUCACCUGCCUCUGUCAUGACUCUGAAGUCUGUGGAGCUCAGGAGGUGUGAGCUUGGGAGACCCUGAGGGACUUCAGGGGUUCCAGACCUGAAACCAGAGGUCACUUGAAACCGAGGGGCCAGGGAGUUACGCUGCCACCCUGCUCAAGGGCAGCCAAGCUGCAGCCAUGUCUCGGGGGCUGAGGUGAAGAGGUGUGGUGAGGAGGUGAAUACGAAUGACAGGUGUGAUCAGAAGUAGCCACAUAAAGGCUUUUACUGGUUUCUUGUGUUUCUUAGGGCAUUCAGUGGUAAAAAGCAACCAAGUUUGUGCAGGGAACAAUUCAUAUCCUGUGACAGCUGCAUAACUGCAUUAUUUUCUUUUGCCUGCUGCAGCUACUGUUACCAGAUGGUGAGGGGAAAAAAAAAAAAAAAAAGAUGAUAGAGACCUUCUAUAUAAAGUGCUCUGAUGAGCCACAGGUUUUUGUCACAGCCACAGGGCACACUGCAAAACACAGAACAAGAGACAAUCCACCAGUAGAAGCCCAUCUGCUCACUGUGUAUGCUAGCAAAGAAAGUUCAUCCUCAGCACUGGGUAAGAUGGGAAAAAGCAAGGAAUCCUGAAAUGCCGUAGGGAACUUUCUUAGGGGAAAUUCUGCAGAGGAAAAAAAUUCACCUUUACCAAAAAUCUAAGUCAAAAGGAAAAAAGUAUUUGGUGGCUGUUGAAAACUCUUCCAGUUCACCCAUAAAGGACAUCUUAAGACAGCUUCUUCACCACAACCACAGAGAAGACGUUCUCUCAAGGCUGAUGCUAGUUGGAAUGAAAAUAGCCUUUGAACUUGGAGCAGAUGGGUCCCACAGGGGCCCUUGCUGGCGGAUGCUGUCCCCUGACUCCUGCCAGGUCUGCGUGGUGUGGGACCGCAGGGACAGGGGGCCUGUUGUGGGAGCUGCAGGAUUUGAACAGCUCUUGGGGUCUUGGAAGCAAGUUUACCGGCUAUGACUUAAAAUAAAUAAAACCAGGCUAGAGCAGCUGCAUAGACAGAUUCCCAUCUACCUCACAUCCAAAUGGCAGAUGCGUGGAGUGCAAACACAGCAUCAACGCACUGAGCUGCCCGUCUGGGCUAGCAAAGGUAACACUGUCUUUCCACUGACCCUGAUACCUGCCUUCCCUCCCCAAUUUCUGAUUCCCCUGUGUAGAAUUUGUCAGCAGCAAAGCAGCCAAACUUUCUGCCUUUGCCACCAAAGCAAGUGGGAAAAGGGAGAACAAGUCUCACCCUUGGAGAUGCGUAAAAGCCGUCUGGACACUGUCCUGGGCAAGUGGCCCUAGGUGGCCCUGCUUGAGCGGGGAGGGUUGGACCAGAUGACUUCCAGAGGUCACUCCCAACUUCCAACAAAGCAUCCUCACACUGUGCAGUUACGUGGGACCUUCACUGCCAUCAGCUUGCUACAAAUCCAAACAAGCCACAGCUGGUCAGGUAGGACAUGCUGCAGUUCCACAGCGAAAUGUUUUCUUGAUUUGAAGUUUGAAACCUUUUGAUUUUAAGUUCGAAACUGCCUCUCCAGCCAAAGAACACCACCGGGGCCCUUUCUGUGAACACUUAAGUCACUGCCACCCUCCCCAGAUUUCAACCUCCACGCACGCAUUCUCCAGAUCUCUUUGUCAGACUGCAACCGUGUGCAAAUCCAGAAUGCAUCAGUUCGAGGUCUUUUUUUUUUUUUU